Molecule: messenger RNA, 732 nt
Organism: Lithohypha guttulata
Lineage: Eukaryota; Fungi; Ascomycota; Eurotiomycetes; Chaetothyriales; Trichomeriaceae
Product: pyruvate dehydrogenase E1, beta subunit
Exons: 2
Coding region: 1-732 (243 amino acids)
Biological process (GO): pyruvate decarboxylation to acetyl-CoA
Molecular function (GO): pyruvate dehydrogenase (acetyl-transferring) activity
Source: RefSeq, a predicted model, not a curated record
AUGCAGGCCAUUGAUCAGAUCAUCAACUCUGCCGCAAAGACACACUACAUGUCCGGUGGUAUCCAACCCUGCCCGAUCGUCUUCCGCGGUCCCAACGGUUUCGCUGCUGGUGUCGCUGCUCAGCAUUCUCAAGAUUAUUCCGCGUGGUACGGCAGCAUCCCAGGUCUAAAAGUUGUCGCACCUUGGAGCGCAGAAGAUGCGAAAGGUCUUUUGAAGGCUGCCAUCAGAGAUCCAAAUCCUGUCGUGGUUCUAGAGAAUGAGUUACUCUAUGGCCAAACCUUCCCCAUGUCCGACGCCGCCCUGAAGAACGACUUCGUCAUUCCAUUCGGCAAAGCCAAGAUUGAACGGCCAGGAAAAGACCUUACGAUUGUCACCCUCUCCCGCAAUGUCGGCUUGUCCCUAACAGCCGCUGAAGAAUUGAAGUCAAAAUACGGCGUAGAUGCCGAAGUUAUCAAUCUUCGAUCCGUCAAGCCUCUCGACGUAGAGGCUAUUGUCAAGUCAGUCAAGAAGACCAGGAGAAUGAUGUGCGUCAGCUCCGAUUUCCCAGCAUUUGGUGUUGGGUCAGAGAUUAUCGCUCUUACUUGCGAAUAUGCCUUUGAUUACCUGGAUGCUCCUCCAGUCAGAGUCACUGGUGCUGAAGUGCCGACACCUUAUGCUCAGAAGUUGGAGGAAUUGAGUUUCCCGCAGGUCGAUACCAUCGUCAAUCACGCUGCCAAAUUGUUGAGAGUAUAA